AUGAAGGACCUGCGGGCCUGGCUUCUGUGCCUGCUGCUGCUGGGCAUGGCCCUGCGGGGGGCUGCGAGCCGCGCCCACCAGCACUCCAUGGAGAUCCGCGCCCCGGACGUCAAUCCUGCCUGGUACACGGGCCGCAGGAUCAGGCCGGUGGGCCGCUUUGGCCGGAGGAGAGCGGCCCUGAGGAAUUCCCCAAAGCACCGGCUGGCCGGCUUCCCCCUGGAAGGAGGCGCUGAGCCGCCCAGGGUGGGUGACAGCCCGGCGCAGGGGGACUGA
Molecule: messenger RNA, 273 nt
Organism: Hipposideros armiger (great roundleaf bat)
Lineage: Eukaryota; Metazoa; Chordata; Mammalia; Chiroptera; Hipposideridae
Gene: PRLH
Product: prolactin releasing hormone
Exons: 2
Coding region: 1-273 (90 amino acids)
Biological process (GO): feeding behavior; G protein-coupled receptor signaling pathway; response to peptide hormone
Molecular function (GO): prolactin-releasing peptide receptor binding; neuropeptide hormone activity
Source: RefSeq, a predicted model, not a curated record